UACGGUGGUGGAUUCGGCGGUGUCGGCCUGAUUGGACUCGGUCUCGGCGGACGUGGUGGAUACGGAGGAGGCUACGGUGGACUCGGAGGCUUCGGUGGACUCGGCGGAGGCUUCGGUGGACUCGGAGGAGGUUGGGGUCUUGGUGGUGGACGGGGCCAUGGAGGCGGCUACGGUUAUGGUGGAGGCGUCGGCAAAGCUGUUGUCAUCCCUGUUGGAGGUUACGGCUACGGUAUGUUCAGAGAUAUUUUCCCUUUUAAUUUUUUCGCAAUACGUGUAUUUAUUAAUGGUAGGGCUCAGCCAGGUGCAGUUUUUUUUUACAGUGGGUCCGGGGAUUUUGAGAAAAUACCGGUUGGUCCAAAUGUUAAAAAAAAGAGUUGAUUUCUAAUUUUCUAUAACACGAGCGGUCUUUAGACAAUAGUCCUCCAUGCAGUCCCACAGACAAUAAGAUAAAAGUCUCCUACGAAAAAAUGUAACCUUUAUACCUGAGUUCAAUCGCAGCGCAUGAAGCUCUGUGCUUGUUCUUUUUUUUCCACUCACCACUAUUGAUAUGAAAAAUGUUGAGUAGGGGAGGGCUGGUUGGGAAAUAAAAGCAGCCACACUACAAUUAAGAUAUAUCUAUAUAUAAAUAUAUAUAUUUAAUAUAUAUAUAUAUUUAUUUAUUUAUAUUUAUAUAUAAGUAUAUAUAUGUAUUAUAGAGUGUCUGAAAUAUUUACAUAAAAGUUUUGAAAUGUAUAUAUUGAAACACUGCAUCUAGAUAUCUAGGAAGCUUUGGUCUAAAAUUGUCGUAAGUUUAACAAAUCUAUAAAUAAUUAUUCUUUAAAAACUUCUUUAAACACGUUUAUCUAAUUUGUUUAUCGUCAAGAUUCAUCUAUUUUCUGUUUUUCGUAUCCAACAGGCAAGGGCAACAACUACUACUAAAAGGACAAAAGAUUUCUUCCUUGUACCGGAAGUUGUAAAACACAAAACGGAAGUGAAUCUGUUAAGCGUGUUGUUUAGACGCACUCAAUAAAAAAACAUAUAAAAUUAAUCAAGGUAGUUGUUUGAGUUUUUUUUUUAAUGUAUCAUGUAACGAUCAUAUAUUAUAUGUAUAUGUGUGGGUUAUGAUGCUACUUGUAGAGUUGUAGUUAUCGCUCACACUAUUCAUCCACAUCCACAUACGUCCAUGAUUAUCCAAAGCAUUACCAGAGAACUCACUGAUUUAGCAUCACGACGUUUAUAUACUGAUGAAAAGUACACAUAAUAAAAUAACAUCUCCGUAGAUCAGAGUAAAAAUAUAAUUCUUCAUAUAACUUCUUCCAUUUCACAAUCAACAUUAAGCUGCUGUUCAAUAACUAAAAUGACCGUAGCAAGUACUCAUGAAAAAAAACCUCCAACCGUCACUCUCAGUUUUUUUCCUUCCCAUAAUUCAUUCCUUAACUUCCUGGUUUUUUUUCUACUUAACAAAACACUACAUUAUUUUACGAAACAAAAUUUAUAUCUAAAUAGUUGAUCUGUGACAUAUCAUUUGAAACAUUACGUUAAAAUCAAAGAGGCAGUAUCCCAUUUCUGAACACCAUUCUAUGAACACACUUAUGGCAUGUGUCAGUAUGCUUUAGGGUCAAUCAGGUCCGUCAAUCAAUCCCUGCAACCCCUGCGGCUUCAGGAAGCCUUGCUUAUAUAAAGGUGCUCAGACUUAGAAUGUGGAAAAAAAAAAUUCGCUGAUGUUAUUAUUAAUAGAUAACAAGUUAGUAAUUAGUCGAUUAAAGGGCGUCUGCCCCCCGCCCCCCCCCCCACGUUUUCUGAUAGUCUCAAUCCCAAGUGUAUUUGUUUGGACUCGGGGUUCAAUUCCUAGCAAAAGGCGUCACACGCAAAAUUAACACCAGCGCCCCCCCCCCCACCCCCCCUGCUGGGUGGGUCACGUUGACCUGGGAUGGCAACUGAUCUAUGAGAAGGCAAACUCUGACAGGAAAGGCGGAAAUAGAGUCAAACUCCUAAUACUGAGAGUUGCAAAAGAUGGUUUAACGAUACCGCGUUUUUUUAAUCGAGUACGAUACUUUAGUUAUAGUUUCCCCUAAAGUUUUGUGGUCGUGUAAUUGUGGUGCUUUGCACGCAAGGAAACGCCGAACCACCGAUUGGUUUGUCAGACGAUGCGUACAGAAAAUUCUUGGUAGAAUUAUGUAACCUUUGCUAAAAAUUACAAAACAUAUUAAUUCAAUGUAUUUAAGUCUGUUUCAUGGGAAUGUAAUCUGUUAUGACUUGAUCUGAAGUCUGAAUUAUGUUUCCCCUCGUGGUGGUGAGUCUAUUCGUUUGGCUUGUUGUUUGUUUUUUUUUUUCACUCUUAAGUCCAAAUCUUGCCCUGAAAUAGACACACUGCAACGUAUGUUUUUGUUUUAAAAAAAAAUAAUUAAACCUGGUCUUAAACGUGGUUGUUUAAUCUUUGACAGGUGUCACUUUUCACUUUUAGUAAUAAAUAAUACCCGAGAUGAUGCGGUUAAAACAGUGACUAAUUUUAAUAUCAGCACUCACCGGUGUCCACAAGACAAAAUAUGUUUCACAGAAAUAUGAAGAUGCGUCGAAUCACAUCACACAAAUGUCAGUCCCCAUUAAAAUCCCAUGAUAUAAUCUAGUUUUACUUGAAAAUAUUAUUAACGAAAUCCUGAUACAUUAAAAAAAAAUGGUCUCUGAUCACUCUCCACCAUUAUUGUCUCCGUCUUCUAUUAUUCAAUCACGCACUCUGAUUGGCCAGUCCUCUCAAAUCCCUACGCUCUUGAUACUGCACACAAUAAAUAUUAAGUACAUUACUUGUGUUCCAUUAGUGCUUCACAUACUCCUAAUAAUAUGUGUGACAACAGGGAUUUUGGAUUGUGCUGUGUAUGGCAUAUGAGCAGAAAGAUGACCAACAUUGUCAUUUCACGUGUCUGUCGGGUUUGACUAAAUACGCCUGGCUUGAGUUACUUUAGUUUGCCACUGCACAAUAAAAAAGAGUACUGAACUAUGAAGAGAAAUUAUUGUACAGUCGUCGGAUCGUUUUCAAUUCAAUCGCUUAGAUGUGGCUACAAUGACACAAAACCGUGUGUGGGGUUGUUGUGAACUGGUUUGUUGUGAGUGUUGGGUAGGGGGAGUCGUUAAUCGUGGGAGUGUUUUGUGAGUUGUUGGUCGUGGGGUCAGAGCGUGAAGUUAGUCCGUGGUGUGGCACGUUUGCGUAGGCUGAGUUGUUUGUGUGGGGAUAUAAAAGGGAUGUGUGUUAGCUAGAGGUCAGUCAGAGAAAGUCAGAGUCAGUGAGAGACAGGGAGAGACAGAGACAGUCAGAGAGCAAGAGUCGUCAAGAUUGUCAGUUAAGAGUUAGAGUGAAGUGUAUCCUGUUGUAUAAAGAACCUAAUAAAUAUUCUAUAUAUAUAUUGUUACAAUGGACCUUUGCGUUUUAUGUGAGAGAGUCAUACACCCUAGACAAAGCAAGAGGGCCGUAACACGUCUAGUAUAACGAAGGUCGUAACAGGGGUCAAUAAAAGACUAAUACAAAUAUGCAGUCAAAAGAUAGGUUCCAAAUCUUUUUUUCGGCAAGCCCCAUGUUGUUGUUUUUUUUAAAUAUUUUUUUUUAUGUUGUUGUUGUUAGGCGUUUAACCUGCGUCUACGUUAACAUGUUUGUGUUAACCGAUAAAAUUAUACAUUUUACGAGACAAUUUUUUCCAAUCAUUGAAUUUGCUGAUGUUGUCACCAUUGUUGGCUUAAUAUCCGACGGGGAAAAGCUUAUACCGGGACUUAGUUACACGCUUUAUUAGAUGAAUGUUGUCUUCAGUUGAAUGUCUCAAAAAAAACGAAAGAAAUGGUUGUUGAUUUCCUGAACCGGCCGGUGGGGGGGGGGGGGGGACACCCAAUUGCAGAUGUCAAAAUAACAAAUCAAAAUGUGGAGAAAUUAGAGACAUAGAUGUAACUAGGCAUAACAAUUAAUAAUGAGCUGACAUGACGUGAGCAAAGCCAAUUAUGUAUUUAAAAAUUUAAUAUCCGACGGGGAAAAGCUUAUACCGGGACUUAGUUACACGUUUUAUUAGAUGAAUGUUGUCUUCAGUUGAAUGUCUCAAAAAAAACGAAAGAAAUGGUUGUUGAUUUCCUGAACCGGCCGGUGGGGGGGGGGGUGAGACAACCAAUUGCAGAUGUCACAAUAACAAAUCAAAAUGUGGAGUAAUUAGAGACAUAGAUGUAACUAGGCAUCACCAUUAAUAAUGAGCUGACAUGACGUGAGCACAGCCAAUUAUGUAUUUAAAAAAAGUCAAUCAAAGACUUUAAUAUUUUUAGAAAAUUACAUAAUUUUGGCUUAAAUAACAAGUUAUUAACUUAUUUCACAGUGCAACAAUUGGAAUCCUAACGACCCUCAGUAUUAUCUGCUGAUGUUGGAAUUCAUCGUGUUACAAGAAACACCGAUUGUUCUAAUUUCAUUCGUUGAACAAGGCUCUAACCCGAAAAGACCAGAUCAUGUUGUCUUGUCUAUUGACUCAAGCUUUAACAUACCCUGUUCUACUAUUUCAUAAAAAGAUUAAUCAAGAGAACUAUUAACAUCACACACGCUAAACAUUUUUCAUUUAAAAAAAAACCUAUUUUAAAAUUCUGUUGUAAAAUUGUUUUUUUUUAAAAAUAUUUUACAUGACACAUGCCACCCUCUUCAACACAGAUACCUAAGAUCAGCUCUAACAGGCCAAAGUCUUUCUCUUAAAGUUAGAACCGAAAGAUAUAAAAAGUUAUUUUGUUCCCCAUUCUGUACAUAUUUACCAGCGUGCUCGCCCAGUGGCUACAAAAUCUAAAUGAUCACUUAUUAAGUCAUUAUUGUUACGGGAGUUCAUAAAUGGCUGAUUUCUACGCUAGAGAAAUACUCUAAAUGUCUUGUGCUUAAAUUUUUAUAAUUGUAAAAUGUAGUCUUGGUUUAAAAAGUAAUUCAAAUAUAUUUCCAUUUACUUGAACAAAAUAAAAGAAUAUAAUCUUUUCGUUACUUAAUAUUCAAUGUGAUUACUGUACUUGUAGUUGAAAGUGAUAAGAGUUGUGGGCCUGCUAAAGCCAAACUCAUGGAAUAUAAACAGUAUAUGUGAUUUAAACAAAUUAAAUACGUGUAUAAUGAACGUGUGCAAGGACUCACUUUGAGAUAUCUAUAAAGUUAACAUAAAAAGAGAUCUGUAACAGCUUCAUAAUUAUUAGAAUAGAUAUUUUCAUUAGUUUUCGUAUUAAGAUAAAGUUUUGAAUGUCAUGCGCAGAGACAGAGAGAGAGAGAGAGAGGCAGAGAGAGAGAGAGAGAGAGAAAGAAAGUUAGAGAGGAGGUUGAACAUGGAGAAAAUGCGCUUGUUUUGUGAAAUUUUCUCUUGCAUUGUUUUAUGCUACGUCAUAUUGAAUCUGAACAAUUAUCGUUCAUCUGUUUGGAUUAUAAAGUAUAUGAUGGCAUGACAAUGAUCUUCUUCCGAAUAGGAUACCUAUUUUAUAGAGUGAAUCUUCAUGUCAAUGUAAAUAAAAGUUAAAUAGUGAUGACAACCUCUGGAUUUAUCUCGUGCAUUCACAGCAGUUCAUCCUGUUAAUAAAUUAGGAAAGACUCGCCGUAAACAAGCCAGGACUGUGACACUUGUUACAUAUUAGUAGAGGAGAAGUGUUACAAGAUCAUAGAACAUUCACGGUGACAUGUCAACUCAGUCAAAAUAUGUUCAUUUUUUUUUUAAACAUGUUUAGCGAUUAUUUGCUCCACAGAUUCAAGAAUACGUCUUGUAAGUUAUUAGGAAUGUUGGCUCCGUUUAAAAAAAAGCAAAAAUUGUGUUUAAUAAUUAGUGAAACGGCUUCUAUUGCAAAAUCUUAGGACCACCCUUACAAAUUAAUUUUCAAUGGAUUCAAUUGGACCUAUAAUCUUAUCUUCCUUUUGUUUCUAACUCACCAGAGUGAAGAGCUUUUCAAACAUGACAUUUUAAUGCAAAAAUGAAUUUUACAACUGAAUACAAUUUUCUAAAUGAUCACGUGAUGAAAAGUUAAUAUUUUCUAACAGUCUUCAUAGGUCGCCAUUACUCAUAUUGCGGUCAAUGUUGCAUCGUAGAAAUAUUGACAAUAUAUAACUUUUUUUUUUUUUAAUUUUUCGUCUUCAAAUUUCAUAAACAACAUUUUUUUUUCCAACUUAAAAUAACUAUCGCCAUACACUUCCAGCUUUAACUUAAUGGAAAUGACACCAUACACUUCCAGCUUUAACUUAAUGGAAAUGACGCCAUACACUUCCAGCUUUAAUUUAAUGGAAAUGACGCCAUACACUUCCAGCUUUAACUUAAUGGAAAUGACGCCAUACACUUCCAGCUUUAACUUAAUGGAAAUGACACCAUACACUUCCAGCUUUAACUUAAUGGAAAUGACGCCAUACACUUCCAGCUUUAACUUAAUGGAAAUGACGCCAUACACUUCCAGCUUUAACUUAAUGGAAAUGACGCCAUACACUUCCAGCUUUAACUUAAUGGAAAUGACACCAUACACUUCCAGCUUUAACUUAAUGGAAAUGACACCAUACACUUCCAGCUUUAACUUAAUGGAAAUGACACCAUACACUUCCAGCUUUAACUUAAUGGAAAUGACGCCAUACACUUCCAGCUAUAACUUAAUGGAAAUGACGCCAUACACUUCCAGCUUUAACUUAAUGGAAAUGACACCAUACACUUCCAGCUUUAACUUAAUGGAAAUGACACCAUACACUUCCAGCUUUAACUUAAUGGAAAUGACACCAUACACUUCCAGCUUUAACUUAAUGGAAAUGACGCCAUACACUUCCAGCUUUAACUUAAUGGAAAUGACACCAUACACUUCCAGCUUUAACUUAAUGGAAAUGACGCCAUACACUUCCAGCUUUAACUUAAUGGAAAUGACACCAUACACUUCCAGCUUUAACUUAAUGGAAAUGAGUGAAACGAAGUAAGUAUGGGAAAUCAUUUUUUUACAAAUAACGCAAACAAGAAAGAGUCAUUGGGGUCUACUCUUUAAAAAGAGAAAGAACUAAAUAUCAAGGAACAUAGCAAGACAUAGCAUUAUAGUUAAAAAUCAAAGCAAUUUAAUUUCACGGCGUUUAAUUGUAGCCUUCUAAAAUGUACAACAGAGUGAAAUAUUUUAAAUUCUUGAUUUUGCGAUUUUAGCCAUCAUUUAGUCUUAUUUUAUCGUAUUAACUCAAGACUUUGGUACUGUUAGGAAUGUUCCAAAAAUUAAGAGAGUUUCUGUGUAAGGGGAGGGGGGGGGGUUACUCUAUUUUAAAUUUCUUUUUCGCACCCCGCAUACAAAGGCGUUAUCUCAUCAAGUAUGAUCAGAAUAGUAAGAAUAACGUUAAGAAUAAAAUCAAAUACCGUUGUGCAAGCUAAUUUUCUUGAUGGUUAACUUACAAACUAAUUUAAUGAUUCUAAAAGUUAAAAAAAACAACUAACCGUGAAUUAAUAAAAUAAUUGAAAAGUAAUGGUUAAAACAUUUACAGAAUAAAUUGGUUUUCUUUCUCCUAAAAAUUAACAUUUUUUUUUUUGCAAAAAGAAUCUUUUUACACUGUCUUGACAUUUGACAAGAUAAGCACAGAAGCUAUUUUUAUAUUUGUGAAGCUUGUGACUGUCAAUUAGAGAUUUGCCUGCAUUAAACUUUUAAUUACUUAAGUCUGUUCUGAUGUUCAUGUACUUCUCCCAGACCCCCCCCUUCCCCCCCCUUCCACAUUGAUGUGUGUCUUACUUCCGUGUCCACCAGCAGCCCUGCCCCUAUAUAUAAGUCUCCUCAGUAACAGUCCAUUCACCCAACACCUCCAGUCUACUUGUCACGGAAUUCAAACCGUGGUCUCAGCAUAUCGGUGAGUCAGUAGAUUUUUAAACGUAUUCGCUUUUUAAAGCGUUUAAACACAACACAGUCCUAAAAAUUUUAUAGAUGACGAUAUUUAAAAACUUUGAAAACUUUAAAUAAAUCAUACUGAAGUUACAAUACCACGCCAACGGUAUAUUCCACCAAUUUUGGCAUUAUAUGAAAUCAUUCAAAGCAUAAUAAACAAAACCAGAGAGCAAUGUAUAAUAUAUAUAUAUAUUUAUUUAUUUAUUUAUGUUAGAUACUUAAUUAUAUGAGUAAAGCAAUGAGACAAUGUUUUUCUUCUUGCAGACAAUGUACAAAACUGUGCUCGCCGUUCUUUGCCUGGUCGCUCUUGCUAGCGCCACCGGAUACGGAGGUGGAUACGGUUAUGGUGGUGGAUAUGGUGGAUACGGUGGAGGCUACGGCGGCGGAUACGGUGGUGGAUUCGGUGGCGUCGGCCUGAUUGGACUCGGUCUCGGCGGACGUGGUGGAUACGGAGGAGGCUACGGUGGAAUUGGAGGUUUCGGUGGACUCGGCGGAGGCUUCGGUGGACUCGGAGGAGGUUGGGGUCUCGGUGGUGGAUGGGGCCAUGGUGGUGGUUACGGUUAUGGAGGCGGCGUCGGCAAAGCUGUUGUCAUCCCAGUUGGAGGUUACGGCUACGGUAUGUUCAGAGAUAUUUUUCCGUUCACAUUUUUUGCAAUACGUGCGCUAUUGCAUAUUGCAUUAUAGAGUGUCCGAGAUCUUCAUUUUAUAAUUUUCAAACCUUUUUAUUUAAAUACUGUGUCUACAAAUUUAGGAAGCAUUGAACUAAAAUCCUUAUAUCUUAAAAACUUCCUGACAUUUAAUUCAGCACGUUAAAUCAAUUUGUUAGCGUCAAUAUGCAUUUUUUUGUUUUUUCUUCUCCAACAGGCAAGGGCAACAACUACUACUAAGAACAGAAACUCUUUCUUUCUUGUACCGAAUGGUGUAUAAAACAAAUCGGAAAUUAAUCUGUUAUACGUGUUCUAUUGACGCGCCCAAUAAAAAAUAUAAAAAAAUAAUUCACGUAGUUGUGUGAGUUUUGUCUGAAUGUAUCAAUUGAAACAUUAAAGUUAUACUAAGAAGCACGCAGACCGGAUGCAGCACCAUGCUAUAAGCACACUUAUGACGUAUGUAAUUAUGUUUAAGAUAAACCGUCAUGUGUUCUAUGCAAAUCUCGCAACCCCAGUGGAUCCCCUGCAGCUGUGGGGGGUCUAGGAUAUCAAGGGGGUUCCAAAACUGGUGUGUGUAAACGAAAUUCGUAGAAUGUAUGUUUACCAGAUAACUAGUAAGUAACUUUUUUUAAAUUUCAAGGGCACAAUGAGUGCGCCCACCCCACUCUUUAUUGUGCUAAGGUUGCCCCUGAUGGUCUCACGACGACACGGUGUGUGUUGCGCGGAAGGGAAAAUUCGAAUUCAGCGGGCACAAAACAAAAUGAUGCCACGCAAAGGCUUUGGGCUAACUGAAUAAUAUUAUGUGACAUCUUGGCGACAAUUUAUACAGUCAAACGUACACAUUUACAAUAUAACAUUUUGUUUUGAUAUCUCUUGUUUUGUGCAAAAAACAACGUUCGAUAAUUAUAAUAAAAAUUUGAAAUAGAGAAUUGUUUUUAUGUAUUUUUGGACACAAAACUGUGGGUACUUUAAUAAAAGACAAAUACAAUUUUGAAACUAACGAAUUGAUUCUGUAUCUUUUUUUCGACCAGCCAUCUCUGUUUGUUUUUGUUUAGACUUUUAACUUCCGACGUCAUUAACAUGUUUGCGCUAACUUGUAAAAGUAUACAUGAUCAAUAGACCAACUGAUCCAAACUUUAGAUUUUUGUUGAUUUAUGGAGGGGGAUCACCCAAUUUCACAUCUAACACCAAAAAAAUGACAUUAUGGAACAAGUAGAGCCCUAUAAGUACCUGUAGGUGUCACCAUUAAUAAGAAAGCUGACAUGGCAUGAACGCUGCCCAAUUCUAUUUUUAAAAAUCAACCAAACACUUUUCUAUCUUCAAUAAUUCUACAAUUUUGGUGUCAAAAAAUAAAUGAUUAACUCAUUCGACAAUAGAGCACCCAUUAAAAACACUAAUCAAGAAAUUUAGUGACAUCGCACAAGCCAACAUGCUUCACUAGCUAGUGGCAUCACACAAGCUAAACAUACUUCACUAGCUAGUGGCAUCACACAAGCUAAACAUGCUUCACUAGCUAGUGACAUCGCACAAACUAAACAUACUUCACUAGCUAGUGGCAUCACACAAGCUAAACAUGCUUCACUAGCUAGUGACAUCGGACAAACUAAACAUACUUCACUAGCUAGUGACAUCGGACAAACUAAACAUACUUCACUAGCUAGUGACAUCACACAAACUAAACAUACUCACUGGCUAGUGGCAUCACACAAGCUAAACAUGCUUCACUAGCUAGUGACAUCGGACAAACUAAACAUACUUCACUAGCUAGUGACAUCGCACAAACUAAACAUGCUUCACUAGCUAGUGGCAUCGCACAAACUAAACAUGCUUCCCUAGAUAGUGACAUCGGACAAACUAAACAUGCUUCACUAGCUAGUGACAUCGGACAAACUAAACAUACUUCACUAGCUAGUGACAUCACACAAACUAAACAUACUCACUGGCUAGUGGCAUCACACAAACUAAACAUGCUUCACUAGCUAGUGAAUCACACAAACUAAACAUGCUUCACUAGCUAGUGACAUCACACAAGCUAAACAUGCUUCACUAGCUAGUGACAUUGGACAAACUAAACAUGCUUCACUAGCUAGUGACAUCACACAAACUAAACAUGAUUCACUAACUAGUGACAUCACACAAACUAAACAUACUUCACUAGCUAGUGACAUCGGACAAACUAAACAUGCUUCACUAGCUAGUGACAUCGGAUAAACUAAACAUGCUUCACUAGCUAGUGACAUCGGACAAACUAAACAUGCUUACAUAACUAGUGACAUCACACAAACUAAACAUGCUUCUCUAGCUAGUGGCAUCACACAAGCUAAACAUACUUCACUAGAUAGUGGCAUCACACAAGCUAAACAUGCUUCACUAGCUAGUGACAUCGUACAAACUAAACAUGCUUCACUAACUAGUAAAAAAAUUAUAACAUCUUAUGCUUCAGAUAGUUCUCCUAAUAUGUUGAGCAAGAAAAUGGCAGCUAAAACUUAAAAUUGAUGAAGGCUGAGAAUCCAGAAAUGCUUCUUAAGCAAUGUGUUAAUUAUAGGCUAAACUUGGUAGUUAAACCUAUUUCGCUUGUUCUUAAUGAAGUAUUAAAUUCAGUUAUGAAGUGUUAAAUUCAGUUAUAAAGUAUUAAAUUCAGUUAUGAAGUAUUAAAUUCAGUUAUGAAGUGUUAAGUUCAGUUAUGAAGUGUUAAAUUCAGUUAUGAAGUGUUAAAUUCAGUUAUGAAGUGUUAAAUUCAGUUAUGAAGUAUUAAAUUCAGUAAUGAAGUAUUAAAUUCAGUUAUGAAGUGUUAAAUUCAGUUAUGAAGUGUUAAAUUCAGUUAUGAAGUAUUAAAUUCAGUUAUGAAGUGUUAAAUUCAGUUAUGAGUGUUAAAUUCAGUUAUGAGGUGUUAAAUUCAGUUAUGAAAUGUUACAUUCAGUUAUGAGGUGUAUCAAUGCUAUUAAAGUUAAUUCCACACGUGAGUGUCUCUUCAAGCUGUUUUGUAAAAGAACAAAAUGCAGACCACGUGAGACUUUUACGUCACACUGAAGUAAGGUGGCUCUCGAAAAGGAACUGCUGGAAAAGAUUUAUGCAACUAUUUGAUUACUCUUGGUGACUUUUUUAGUGAGAAACCUGAAAUGAAGUACCUGUUCACAGUGGAUGGUAAAGCAUUUGUGAGUUGUUUAGGCGAUAUCUUUGAAAGAAUAAAUAAAUAAACUAACCAGCAUCAAAGAGCAAAUAAAACUCUUGUCGAUACAAAAGCGAAGAUAUUUGGUUUCAUUACAUUUAUUGAAUUGUGUCCAAAAGGUGUUGGUAACGACAAUUUUGAAAAGUUUCAUUGGCUCAAAAAAUGUGAAGUGACGAUACCGCUAUAGGUGUUAUUGAUUUCAGAUUUAAAAUAAAUUGAUUUUCCAACUUGGAUGACGCUGCCAAUGUUAGUGGAUUUGUCUGAUAUUUCAAAUAUGUAGUAUCAAGAAAAGUUCGUAAAAAAUGCAAAAUGAUAGUAUGCUAAAAAUUUAAUAUAAAAUGAAUGAUGGCAUGGCUUUGUGAGGAGACAGCAAUCAAAUAUUCAAAUUCAACGUCAGAUGCAAGACAGCUAUUGUUACCGUUUCCAUCUCUAUAAUUAGCUGAAUGUGGAUUUCGUGUCGUAAGGGAUUAUCUGCUUUAAAAAAAAAAAUCAGCUGGAUAUAACACAGAGGGGAGACUUGAGACCUGAGACUGAAGAUAUCUAAAUUGUUGAUUAUAGCACAACGGGGAGACUUGAGACUUGAGACUGAAGAUAUCUAAAUUGUUGAUUAUAGCACAGCGGAGCGGGGAGACUUGAGACUGAUGCUAUCUAAAUUGUUGAUUAUAGCACAGCGGAGCGGGGAGACUUGAGACUUGAGACUGAAGAUAUCUAAAUUGUUGAUUAUAGCACAGCGGAGCGGGGAGACUUGAGACUGAUGCUAUCUAAAUUGUUGAUUAUAGCACAGCGGAGCGGGGAGACUUGAGACUGAUGCUAUCUAAAUUGUUGAUUAUAGCACAGCGGAGCGGGGAGACUUGAGACUGAUGCUAUCUAAAUUGGAGCCUAACAUAACAUCUCUGUGCAGCUAGCAUCAAGCAUAAGUUUCUCAUUAAAUUAGUCAUCUCACACUGUAUUUGUCAUCUCACACUAUAUUAGUCAUCUCACAAUGUAUUAGUCAUCUCACACUAUAUUAGUCAUCUCACAAUGCAUUAGUCAUCUCACACUGUAUUUGUCAUCUCACACUAUAUUAGUCAUCUCACACUGUAUUAGUCAUCUCACAAUGUAUUAGUCAUCUCACACUGUAUUUGUCAUCUCACACUAUAUUAGUCAUCUCACACUGUAUUAGUCAUCUCACAAUGUAUUAGUCAUCUCACACUGUAUUAGUCAUCUCACACUGUAUUAGUCAUCUCACACUGUAUUAGUCAUCUCACACUAUAUUAGUCAUCUCACACUGUAUUAGUCAUCUCACACUGUAUUAGUCAUCUCACACUGUAUUAGUCAUCUCACACUGUAUUAGUCAUCUCACACUGUAUUAGUCAUCUCACACUGUAUUAGUCAUCUCACACUGUAUUAGUCAUCUCACACUGUAUUAGUCAUCUCACACUGUAUUAGUCAUCUCACACUGUAUUAGUCAUCUCACACUGUAUUAGUCAUCUCACACUGUAUUAGUCAUCUCACACUGUAUUAGUCAUCUCACACUGUAUUAGUCAUCUCACACUGUAUUAGUCAUCUCACACUGUAUUAGUCAUCUCACACUGUAUUAGUCAUCUCACACUGUAUUAGUCAUCUCACACUGUAUUAGUCAUCUCACACUGUAUUAGUCAUCUCACACUGUAUUAGUCAUCUCACACUGUAUUAGUCAUCUCACACUGUAUUAGUCAUCUCACACUGUAUUAGUCAUCUCACACUGUAUUAGUCAUCUCACACUGUAUUAGUCAUCUCACACUGUAUUAGUCAUCUCACACUGUAUUAGUCAUCUCACACUGUAUUAGUCAUCUCACACUGUAUUAGUCAUCUCACACUGUAUUAGUCAUCUCACACUGUAUUAGUCAUCUCACACUGUAUUAGUCAUCUCACACUGUAUUAGUCAUCUCACACUGUAUUAGUCAUCUCACACUAUAUUAGUCAUCUCACACUGUAUUAGUCAUCUCACACUAUAUUAGUCAUCUCACACUGUAUUAGUCAUCUCACACUAUAUUAGUCAUCUCACACUGUAUUAGUCAUCUCACACUGUAUUAGUCAUCUCACAAUGUAUUAGUCAUCUCACUCUGUAUUUGUCAUCUCACACUAUAUUAGUCAUCUCACAUUGUAUUAGUCAUCUCACACUAUAUUAGUCAUCUCACAAUGUAUUAGUCAUCUCACACUAUAUUAGUCAUCUCACACUGUAUUAGUCAUCUCACACUAUAUUAGUCAUCUCACACUGUAUUAGUCAUCUCACAAUGUAUUAGUCAUCUCACACUGUAUUUGUCAUCUCACACUAUAUUAGUCAUCUCACACUGUAUUUGUCAUCUCACACUAUAUUAGUCAUCUCACACUGUAUUAGUCAUCUCACACUGUAUUAGUCAUCUCACACUAUAUUAGUCAUCUCACACUGUAUUAGUCAUCUCACAAUGUAUUAGUCAUCUCACACUGUAUUAGUCAUCUCACACUGUAUUAGUCAUCUCACACUAUAUUAGUCAUCUCACACUGUAUUAGUCAUCUCACAAUGUAUUAGUCAUCUCACACUGUAUUAGUCAUCUCACAAUGUAUUAGUCAUCUCACACUGUAUUUGUCAUCUCACACUAUAUUAGUCAUCUCACAUUGUAUUAGUCAUCUCACACUAUAUUAGUCAUCUCACACUGUAUUAGUCAUCUCACAAUGCAUUAGUCAUCUCACACUGUAUUAGUCAUCUCACAUUGUAUUAGUCAUCUCACACUAUAUUAGUCAUCUCACACUGUAUUAGUCAUCUCACAAUGUAUUAGUCAUCUCACACUGUAUUAGUCAUCUCACAAUGUAUUAGUCAUCUCACACUGUAUUUGUUAUCUCACACUAUAUUAGUCAUCUCACAUUGUAUUAGUCAUCUCACACUAUAUUAGUCAUCUCACACUGUAUUAGUCAUCUCACACUAUAUUAGUCAUCUCACACUGUAUUAGUCAUCUCACAAUGUAUUUGUCAUCUCACACUGUAUUUGUUAUCUCACACUAUAUUAGUCAUCUCACAAUGUAUUAGUCAUCUCACACUAUAUUAGUCAUCUCACAUUGUAUUAGUCAUCUCACACUAUAUUAGUCAUCUCACAAUGUAUUAGUCAUCUCACACUAUAUUAGUCAUCUCACAUUGUAUUAGUCAUCUCACACUAUAUUAGUCAUCUCACAAUGUAUUAGUCAUCUCACACUGUAUUCUUCUUCUUCUUCUAUAUCUUAAGGGCCCACGAUCAAUUUAUUGAUCAUUUUGGCUCCUAUGCAUGUAGAUGGGAUUUGCAUGUUUCUGUUCCUGGUGUUGAUGAGGAAAUUUCACAGAUUUCCAGGGCCACUUUGUGAGGGAAUCAUGCACUGGGGGUUUGAAGGCUUGAGGCAAUAGACACAAAUGUGUCUAGUGUUGUCGCCUCAACCGUUCCUUUUGAAAGAUUGUUCCAGUCCCUGAUUGUCUUGGGCAGGAAUGAGCAGCUCCUAUACUGGCUUCUUGCUGGUAUGAGCCUGAAUUGCCUGUCAUGGCCUCGUCGCUGUCUAUGGGGGAGAGGUACGAGUUUCUGUUUAAUACUGGAACAGUGGACCAGCCCAUUAUUUAUCUUGUACAUCAUGGAGAGCCUGGAUUGUCGUCGUCGUUUCUCCAAUGGUGACCAGCCUAGUGUUUCUAGCAUGCUGCCAACACUUGAGGUAUUCCUGUAGCGGUUUAGGACAAAGCGUGCUGCUCGUCGCUGGACCGCCUCCAACCUGUCAAUGCUCUUCUGGGUAAAUGGGUCCCAGACUGAAGAUGCAUAAUCUAAAAUCGGACGGAUAAAGGCUUUAUAUGCUCUUUCUUUCACACAGGAGUUGCCAAUCUUUAGAUUUCGCCUUAAGAACCCUAGGGUCUUGUUUGCUUGGUUACAUACAUUGUUAAUAUGUUCAUCCCAUCGGACCUCUCUUUGAAUGGUAACACCCAGGUACUUUACGGAGGAAACUUGCUCAAGAAUAUGUCAUCUCACACUAUAUUAGUCAUCUCACACUGUAUUAGUCAUCUCACACUGUAUUAGUCAUCUCACACUAUAUUAGUCAUCUCACACUGUAUUAGUCAUCUCACACUGUAUUAGUCAUCUCACAAUGCAUUAGUCAUCUCACACUGUAUUUGUCAUCUCACACUAUAUUAGUCAUCUCACACUGUAUUAGUCAUCUCACACUAUAUUAGUCAUCUCACACUGUAUUAGUCAUCUCACAAUGUAUUAGUCUUCUCACACUAUAUUAGUCAUCUCACAAUGUAUUAGUCAUCUCACACUGUAUUAGUCAUCUCACAAUGUAUUAGUCAUCUCACACUAAAUUAGUCAUCUCACACUGUUUUAGUCAUCUCACACUGUAUUUGUCAUUCACACUGUGUUAGUCAUCUCACACAUUAUUAGUCAUCUCACACUGUAUUAGUCAUCUCACACUGUAUUAGUCAUCUCACACUGUAUUAGUCAUCUCACACAUUAUUAGUCAUCUCACAAUGUAUUAGUCAUCUCACAAUGUAUUAGUCAUCUCACACAUUAUCUGCCAUCGCACACUGUAUUUAUUGUCAUCUGACACAGUAUUAGUCAUGUCACAAUGUAUUAGUCAUCUAGCAAUGUAUUUCUGAUACUAUGUUGUAUUUGUGAUCUCACAUUGUAUUUUAAAAUAAAUAGAUAAUGAAUAAUAAAUUGAAAAAUUAAAAUAUAUUAUUUAGUUUUCAUUCAGUAUAUAUUAAAAGGGGGGGGGGGGAUUGAGCUUUAUAAAUGCUUUGGUGGGGCAUGGCAAAAAAAAUGGUUCGAAAACACUGUUAUGAACUAAAACAACAUUUUAAACUAGUCAUAGCCCGCCAAACAUUGGUGACAGCAAUGCAUGAACUUCUCAUCUACUAGUUAUAGCCCGCCAAACAUUUGUGACAGCAAUGCAUGAACUUCUCAUCUACUAGUUAUAGCUCACCAAACAUUGACGACAGCAAUGCAUGAACUUCCCCUCUACUAAAGUCACUUGACAAAACAUGAACUGAAGUAACACACAUUUAAGAAUCCGAAUUUUUGCUAAAUUGAGACGAUUUCAUUUUCCGAAAAGAAAAGAAAAUAUUACGCACGAAACGCAUUUGCGUUAUUUAUAUAUUUUUCGCGCUAUGCGGAAAUGGAAGCAGUCACACUACGAGCAGAAUAUAUAUCUAAGAGAUAUAAAACAUAUUGAGUAGAGGAAGGGUGGAUUGGGAACAGGAAGCAGCCGGAAAUGGAAGCAGUCACACCACAAGCAAAAUAUAUAUAGGAGAUAAUAGAUCCAAACCCAUUCAUCACAUAUAUCACAGAGCAGCUCGAUCCGGGCGAAUUAUUUCUCUUAAACUUAGGAACAGAAAAAAAAAAAAAAUUAAAAAUGUGUUUCCCUGUCAGUACGAAUUUACCCCCCGCGUGCCACACACACACUUUUUUGCCUGCGGUUAAAUAAUUUAAAUGAUCGAUAAUUUUAUUUUGCCCCAGUUAGCCCAAGAUACGCCUCAGAAUAAACGAAUGAAUUUGUCAAAUAAUUACCUUCUUAGAUACGUAUAUAUCGGGAGUAGGAUUAGUGGGUGUGGACAUUUUUACAUGGAUGACAAGAUCUUUAAAUCCAAUGAUAUUGAUGUUAUUAAAAAGAGAUGUUACAUUCUCUUUUUACAAAUAAACAUAUGUUUAACAAUUUAUAAAAAUCAACCGCGCUAGCAAGACGUGGGUACGUUGACAUAUGGGUACAUGAAUAUCAAAAGCCAAUCAUUUUACACAGGUGAAAAUUUAAUUUUGAAAAAUAGAGAUGGGUUAAAAUUUUCUUUCAAAGAAUGAAAAUAUAUUUUUGUUUUUACUUUGCGAAAAGUAAAGUGGGUGUGUAUUGUUAUGAUGGUAAUAACAUUUCUGUAAAUAAAAAAAAUUUAAAAAAACACUCAUGACUGUUACAGACGUGAAAAAAUGGUUAAGAGAUGCUUCUUUAGAUCAAGGAAUUCUUUGACUGACGAUUUUCCGAUAAUAUUUAAGAAAACAAAGACAAAAUUUUGGUUAAAUUUUUAAGGAUGAUAUCAGUAUAUCAAAAUCCGUUAUCAUAAAAUAUAUUUAAAAUGGGAUAUAGAGUUUUUGUUGUAAGGUUAAGAUUAAGUUUUCACAAUUUUUAGAGAAAAAACAAUUUAGCUUAAAGGCACGAAAAGUGGAGGCUAGGCCAAACAUUUAACAAUUUAGUAAACAUAUGACAUCUAAAUUGUUUUAUGUAGCGUAGAAAUCAGCCGUCAAUGAAAUCCUUUAGUGACAAUAAUGAUUUAAUAAGUGAUCAUUAAGAUUUCUUGAUUUAAGUUAAUGUUGAGAGAGGAAAACAAAUGUAUUUAAGGGCACGAAAAGAGUUAGGCUGACGUAUAAUAUAUAGCAGAAAAAUACUUCUUACAACUUUUAAUGAUGUUUUAAACGUAAAAACAUCAUUACAGAGAUACUUAAAAAAAAAAAAAAAAAGAUCGACACCGAGAGUUUGAACAUGAGAAUAAAACAAAUAUAUUUAAGGGAACGAAAAGAGUUAGGCUGACGUAUAAUAAAUAGCAGAAAAAUACUUCUUACAACUUUUAAUGAUGUUUUAAACGUAAAAACAUCAUUACAGAGUUACUUAAAAAAAAAAAAAAAAAGGAAUUGUGAUGAGUUUUCGCAAUAGCAGGUAGAAAUUAUCGUACAUUUCCUGCUAUUAUUAUUUCGAUAACGACGGUAUCAAGAAUGUGAGAAUCGACACUCUUGAAGAUAUGUAUAUAGAUUAACAUAAGAACAGUCCAUGGUGAUAUGUAAACUCAGUCAACAAAUGUUACUUUUUUAAAAAUUUGUAUCGCGUUUUUGUUCCAUAGAUCCAACAAUACAAAUGUUGGUACCGACCUUGGAAGCCAAUAGUGUGUGUUAUUAGUAAAACAAUUUCUAUUGGAAAAUCUUGGAACCACCCAUCAAUUUCAUGUUUAGGUGAUUUAAUUUGAUCAGUGAUCGUCCUGAUACCUCCAUCCCACAGAGGUGCUGAGCUUUUCAAACACGACAUUUUGAUCCAAAAGCCAAUUUUACCUUCACGUGUAAUUGUCUGUACAAUCACAUGCUUAAAUGUCUCAUCUUAAACAGUCCACACGGAUCAACAUUAUUUAUAUGGCAGUUAAUAUGGCAUCGUGGAGGCAUUUAAAAACUUUUGAAAACAUUUCAUCGUGAAUUUCCAUCUCUUAUUUAUACUUUGCUUCUGACAUGGCUGCUUCCUUUUAACACAAAGCCCCCCCCCCCCUUAGCAGCUUGUUUUAUAUUUAGAGUAAUUGGUGAAAAUAUUUUUAAAAAAUGCUGUCCAAGCAGCGAGCGUCAUCGGUGACGGUUGAACUCGGGUAAAAACGUUGAAUUUUUUUGGGGGGUGGCGACUAUUAUUUUAAUAAAGAGUAGGACUCUCUGUAGGACUGUCUAUAUGGCUAUCUUUAGGACUGUCUGUAUGGCUACCUGUAGGACCGCAUGUAGGCCUAUUGUUUAAAAUCUGGCAGGUAGCGUGUGGGACUGUCUGUAGGCCUAUUGUUUAAGGGCAGGCAAUUAUGGUGUAGGACUCUGUUUAGGACUAUUGUUUAAAGGCCGGCAUAUAUUAUAUGCCUGCGAAUCCUGGACAUUAACUGCAGAACUUGAAAGGAAAAUAGAGGCGAUGGAGAUGAGAUGUUUCAGAAACAUUCUUGGCAUCAGCUUCAGGGACCAUAUCUCCAAUGAUCAAGUGAAAGAAAGGGUUCGUCAGGCAAUUGGGCAGUACGAUGACCUCCUGGUGACUGUAAAGGUGACGCUGUACGUGGUGCAGAACAUUUUAAAUCUUAAAAUUUUGAGCACCCAUGAAUUUAGCCCCCACCCCCCUCCCCAAAACCCUCCUUUUCUGUUUCGCACCAUACAUGCUACGUCAUUAGCCCAUCAAGCAUGAUGAGAAUAAUGAUAAGUAUAUAAUCAGGUAUCGAUUGAGUGAACAGAUUCUGUUAAUGAUUGACAAUGAAAACUAUUUUCUUAUUUGAAAGAAAAAACAACAACUUUGUAUUAAUCAAAUAGUUCAAAAGGAAUGAGUCAAACAUUUGCAGAUUAUUUUGUGUUUUUUUUUUCUUUUUCAAAAAUUUACAUUCAAUUUUCGAGUUGAAUCAGUUGAAACUGUUUCUCCAUUUGAUGAGAUAAGCGAGGAGGCAUUUUUUACCUUAGUGACCUGUCAGACAGAGCUUUACCCGCAUUUAAAGGUUCUUUUUUUUUAAGUGUCUCCUCAUUCGUAUGUCAUUCCCCCCCCCCCCACAUUGAUGUGUGUCUUACUUCCGUGUCCACCAGCAGCCCUGGCUCUAUAUAUAAGUCUCUUCAGUAACAGUCCAUUCACCCAACACCUCCAGUCUGCUUGUCACAGAAUUCAAACCGUGGUCUCAGCAUAUCGGUGAGUCGACAGAUUUUCAAACGUUCUCGCUUUUUAAAGUGUUUCAACACAAUGUUAAUCAUUUAAUAGGAGACGUCUCUUUAUCACUUUGAUGAUUAACCGAUAAACAAUUCUAAAGUUACAAUAUGCCGCCAAAUGAAUAUUCAAUCACGUUUGCAUUGCAGAAAAUAAAACUAUUUAGAAAAAAUAUAUUCCACAUAUAUGUGGCAAGUUUCUUUCCUAAAUCAUAUUAGCUAUUCUAUAAGUCCAAAAUCAAACCAAUUAUGUUUAAAUAAAUAAUGAGUUAAGUUUUCUAAUAAGAAAAAAAUAUUGGUUUGGGGGUGGAGGGGGCAACAACAUAAUAUCAAAUCAUAAAGUCCUAUUGAUACAUCUGCAAGUGUUUCUACCUGAUGUACAAAAUUCCUUUAUAAGAGAAUUUUUUUUUAUCUUGUUUGUAUGAGAUUUUCUGUUACUUCUCAACUUAGCGAUAAAAUAAUAAUAGAUGUGCUUCGUAACAUGUGAAAACUUGAGUUCAUUGUGUCAUCUCCCAGUCGGAACACGGUAAAAACUUCCAUUGUAUGAGUAAAGCAAUGACACUCAAAUGUUUUCCUUCUUACCCAGACAAUGUACAAAACUGUGCUCGCCGUUCUUUGCAUGGUCGCUCUCGCUAGCGCCACCGGAUACGGAGGUGGAUACGGUUAUGGCGGUGGAUAUGGUGGAUACGGUGGAGGCUACGGCGGCGGAUACGGUGGUGGAUUCGGCGGUGUCGGCCUGAUUGGACUCGGUCUCGGCGGACGUGGUGGAUACGGAGGAGGCUACGGCGGACUCGGAGGCUUCGGUGGACUCGGCGGAGGCUUCGGUGGACUCGGAGGAGGUUGGGGUCUUGGUGGCGGAUGGGGCCAUGGCGGCGGCUACGGUUAUGGAGGAGGCAUCGGCAAAGCUGUUGUCAUCCCAGUUGGAGGUUACGGCUACGGUAUGUUCAGAGAUAUUUUCCCGUUUACUUUUUUUGCAAUACGUGCGCUAUUUCAUAAUUUGUUAUAGAGUGUCCGAGAUCUUCAUUUUAUAAUUUUCAAACCUUUUUAUUUAAAUACUUUAGCAACAUGUUUAGGAAGCAUUGGUCUAAAAGCGUUUUAAGUGUACACUAUUUAUGAAGUUGUACGUCUUAAAAACAUCUUGAAAUUUAAUUCAACAAGUUAAAUCAAUUUUUUAUCGCCAAUAUACAUCUUUUCUUUUUCUUUUCCAACAGGCAAGGGCAACAACUACUACUAAGAAAAGAAAUUAUUUCUACCUUUUACCGGAAGUUGUAAAGCACAACACAGAAAUCAGUCUGUUGUGCUUGUUUUUGUGUGUGUUUUUUUUGACACGUUC
Lymnaea stagnalis (great pond snail) is the source of this 21377-nucleotide messenger RNA. The record is from the annotation of a GenBank genome assembly. NCBI's taxonomy places the organism in Eukaryota, Metazoa, Mollusca, Gastropoda, Lymnaeidae.